AUGAUUCGCCUCUCAAAAAACGUCACUGCAUUUUCUCUCGUCAACCUCUCUAUGACUCUCCACUCAGCAAACCUCACUGUGCCUUUCCUCUCUCCAAACCUCUCUAUGACUCCCCACUCAGCAAACCUCACUGUCUUUCCUCUCUCUAAACCUCUCUAUGAUUAUCCUCUCUACAAACCUCACUGUGCGUUUCAUCUCUCCAAAUCCCUCUAUGACUCUCCACUCAUCAAACUUUACUGUGUCUUUCCUCUCUCCAAACCUCUCUAUGAUUAUCCUCUCAACAAAACAUACCGUGCCUUUCCUCUCUCCAAACCUCUCUAUGACAACAAACUUCUCAGUGCCUUUCCUUCUCUCCAAACCUCUCUGCUCUUCUCUCUUACCAACUUACUCCCCAUUCGAUUAUCUUUUGGAAAAACUUCGUGUUCCCCCUUAACCUGUCUUUCAUAUUUUUUGUCGAAGUCUCUUUUUAAUAACCCUUCACCUUCGACCUUUUGUUUCAAUCUUUCUACAUUCUUUCGUAUACCGUCAUCUAUCGUUUUUGCCUUAAAACGCCCUGUUUCACUCAAUCUUUUUUUUUAUAUCUUUCUUCUUCACUUCUAUCGAGUCAAUCAAGAGCAAUUACCCCUGCUUUUCUUCUCUGUGGCCCUACCUUUUCCCCCCCUCAGACCUUCUAUUAUUGAUCUUUCUCUCUUUUUUCACUUCUUUCUUCACAUUCAGCCACGUUUUCGCUCACAAAUCCGCCAUCUUUACUCCUCGUUUUCGCUCGCAAAUCUGACAUCAUUAUCGUUCCUUUUAAUUUCUUUCUUCCUCGAAAGCUUUCUAACUUUUUACUAUCUUCUCUCUUCUUUUCUUUUAGACUGUUUUCCACUCUUAACUUCUAUUAUUGCUCUCUCUCUCUCUCUUUUAAAAUCAUUCUUUAUUUUCCUCUUUUCACUUUUCUUUAAAUUCAGCCUCGUUUUCGCUCGCAAAUCUGACAUCAUUAUCGUUCCUUUUAAUUUCUUUCUUCCUCGAAAGCUUUCUAACUUUUUACUAUCUUCUCUCUUCUUUUCUUUUAGACUUAUCCUCUCUCUUUUUUCUUUUCUUUUAGACCUUUUUCCACUCAGACCUUCUGUUAAUGGUCUCUUUCUCUCUUUCUUAAAUUCUCUCUUUAUUUUCCUCUUUUCGCUUCUUUAUUUUGCAUUCAGCCUCACUUUUCCCUCUUUGACGUGCCAUUAUUGUUCUCUCUCUCUCCCUAUCUAUCUAUCUAUCUAUCUAUCUAUCUAUCUAUCUAUCCUCAAUAGAUUUCUUCUUCUUCUUCUUCUUCUUCUUCUUCUUCUUUUCUACGUACCAUUCUCUACCAUCUUCACUCCUUUCUUUCUUUGCAUUCUUUACGAAAAGGUUUUUCCCGCCACUCCGUUUUCCCGCGCUUAUUCUCAUUCUUCAAUAUCUAAUAUCCGGUACCAACGUCCCUGGCGGCCAACAAGGAGAGCAACGAGAAGAGAAUCCGCACUGACCAACAGAUACGAAUGUCCAGAAGUCAUUGUAGGCAAUAAAAGACGCUGUGAAAAUGUCGUUGUUUACCACUCCAGUUGGUUGGUUGCAUGUGCUGCGGGCUUUGUACUGGAUUUUACGCUUUUUUCAUUUGCUUUUAUUUUCCUUUCUUUCAUCUUCCUCUCCCUUUUCCUUAAUACCUUAUUUUGUAACUCUUCAUUUACAAUCUUUCUUUCUUUUUUUCUUUCUUUCUUUACACACAACUUCUUUCUCUCUUUCUUUUUGCUUUCGUUACAUAUCCAUUUCGUUACAUAUCCAUUUUAUUUGAUUCUUUCUUUCUUUCUUUCGUUCUUUCUUUCUUUCGUUCUUUCUUUCUUUCUUUCUAUACGCAUCUUUCUUUUUCUUUCGUUACACAUCCAUUUCUUCGUACUUUCUUUCUUUUCCUUUCCAUAUCACUUUUUCUGUUUUUCAUGCUUUACACAUUUCUUUCUUUCUUUCUUUCUUUCUUUCUUUCUUUCUUUCUUUCUUUCCACAUCUCUCAUUUCUUUCUACAUCUCUUCUUUCUUUUUCUUAAUUUUCAUCUUCUUUCAUUCGGUUCUUUUUCUUUAUUCUUCACCUUUCUUUUUCUUUUAUUUAUACCUUUCUCUCCCUUCAUCUUCGAUCUUUCUUUCUUUCUUUCUUUCUUUCUUUCUUUCUUUCUUUCUUUCUUUCUUUCUUUCUUUCUUUCCUCUAAGUGUCUUUCUUUCUGCUACGUGUUUAUUUUUUUUCUUUCUUCUAGGUGACUUUCUUUCUUUCUUUCUUUCUUUCUUUCUUUCUUUCUUUCUUUCUUUCUUUCUUCUAACCCUAAGUUUUUAUUUCUCUUCUUCGUUCUUUCUUUUUUCUUUCUUUCUUCUAAACGUCUGUUUUUCUUUCUUUCUUUCUUUCUUUCUUUCUUUCUUUCUUUCUUUCUUUCUUCUAAACAAGGGUUUACAACAAUACUUUCUUUCUUUCUUUCUUUCUUUCUUUUUCUUUCUAUCUUUCUUUCUUUCUUUCUUUCUUUCUUUCUUUCUUUCUUCACACUAUCCUUCUUUUGAUUGUUUCUUUUUUAUUUAUACAACACUUCUUUCUUUCUUUUCAUUUUCUUUUAAUUUUCGUUAUACUAUCAUUUUUUUCUUUAUUAUAAAAUCCUUUCUUUCUUUCUUUCUUUCUUUCUUUCUUUCUUUCUUUCUUUCUUUCUUUCUUUCUUUCAUUCUUUCUUUCUUUCUUUCUUUGCAUUAUCCUUACCCUAACCCUAACCCUUUCGUUCAUAUUUUACACAAUCCUUUCUUUCUUUCUUUCUUUCUUUCUUUCUUUCUUUCUUUCUUUCUUUCUUUCUUUACAUAA
This is a messenger RNA of Acanthosepion pharaonis, 2832 nucleotides long. The record is from the annotation of a GenBank genome assembly. NCBI's taxonomy places the organism in Eukaryota, Metazoa, Mollusca, Cephalopoda, Sepiida, Sepiidae.